AUGGCACCCUCCGGUUUCAUCUUGCUCCUUGUGGCCAUCCUUGCCUCCUCGGGCACUACAGGGAAUGCUUCGUUUGACCUCCGCGCCGUGCUCAACCACCCCUACGCCGGCCGGCCGGUUUCCAAGUACGAGAUGAUCCGCGAGGCCGUGAGCGCGAGCAAGGCCCGGCGUGCCUGGAACGCCGCUAGGGUGGCCAAGGCGUGCGGGCGCGGCGGCGGGGGCGGUGGCGGCACCAUCUCCUCGCCGGACAUGCCGGUCAGGCCUCUCGGCAAGUCAAUCUACACCCUGACCGCCGACGUCGGCACCCCGCCGCAGCGGCACACGCUCGUCAUCGACACCGGAAGCGACCUCGUCUGGGUCCAGUGCAAGCUGUUCGGUGGCGGCGCGACGCCGACCGACCCUCUCUACGACCCCGACAGGUCUUCCUCCUUCGCCGCCGUCCCUUGUGACGGCAAGCUGUGCCGGGAGGGCGAGUUCGAGUCCAAGAACUGCUCCAGGAACAAGUGCCUCUACACCUACGGGUACGGCAGCGGCAGGGCCGUCGGCGAGCUCGCCUCCGAGACCUUCACGUUCGGCGUGCGUCGCAAGGUCCCCGUCACCCUCGACUUCGGGUGCGGAACGUUCCUGGAGGGUGACAUCUUCACCGCCUCCGGCUUCCUAGGGCUCAGCCCGGACAAGUUGUCCUUCGUGUCGCAGCUAAAGAUACCAAGGUUCUCCUACUGCCUCACUCCUUACACGGACCGUAAGAGUGGCCACAUGUUCUUCGGGGCAAUGGCCGACCUGUCCAAGUACAGGACCACGGCCCCAAUCCAAACCAUUUCUUUUCUGAACAACCGGAUCGGCAGCAACCUGUAUUACUUUUUGCCCUUGAUCGGGGUCUCGGUUGGGACCAAGAAGCUCAACGUCCCGGCGUCGAGCUUCGACAGAACGUUCAUCGACUCGGGCUACACGACAGGCGCCCUCACGGCUGCAGCACGAGAUGCCCUCAAGGGGGCUCUCGUGGAUGCCCUGAAGCUGCCGCGGAGGAACGCCUCUGAUCCGGACUUCGACUUCUGCUUCCAGCUGCCACACGGCGUGCCCAUGGAGGCGGUGCAGACGCCGCCAUUGCUGUACCACUUCGAGGGCGGCGCCACCAUGGUGCUGCAUCGAGAAAGCUACCUCGCCGAGCCGAGCCCCGGGGAGAUGUGCCUUGUGAUCGGCGUGGAUACGCAACCGGUCCUCGGCAACCUCCAGCAGCAGAACAUGCACGUGCUCUUCGACGUGCAGAACCAGAAGUUCUCCUUCGCGCCCACGCAGUGCGACCAGAUCUGA
This is a messenger RNA of Setaria italica (foxtail millet), 1311 nucleotides long. RefSeq names its product aspartic proteinase nepenthesin-2. Lineage: Eukaryota; Viridiplantae; Streptophyta; Magnoliopsida; Poales; Poaceae. Gene Ontology annotation, cellular component: extracellular region. The record is from RefSeq and is a predicted model, not a curated record. The transcript has a single exon. Bases 1 to 1311 code for a protein of 436 amino acids.